This is a messenger RNA of Saprolegnia diclina VS20, 1958 nucleotides long. RefSeq lists its product as hypothetical. Gene Ontology annotation, biological process: phosphatidylinositol dephosphorylation. The coding region runs from base 27 to 1928 and encodes 633 amino acids. The transcript is spliced from 15 exons. NCBI's taxonomy places the organism in Eukaryota, Oomycota, Saprolegniomycetes, Saprolegniales, Saprolegniaceae. Gene Ontology annotation, molecular function: phosphatase activity; protein binding. The record is from RefSeq and is a predicted model, not a curated record.
GCGAUCUUGCGAAGCGUCGGCGGACGAUGGCCAACCCGUGCAAGAUCUCGCCCAUGACCGACGACCCGACGGCCGAGAUCCGGCGAAAGAAGCGCACGGACGAUGCGCUGCGCAAGAAGAAGGACGAGCGCAAGCAUGCAGCGCGCCGACGCAAGCACGAGAAGCAGCAGGCGGCAGCGACCAAGAUCCAAUCGCUCGUGCGAGGCGCCCAGACCCGCGUGUACAUCUCGUCGAGCAUUGCGCCCGCGCCGCCCGAGCCGUCUGUCGAAGACAAGCCAGCGACACCCGCCGUCGACGUGCCUCGGCUCGUAUUGAGCGCACUUUGCCACAGCGCAGACGACCUCCACCGGAGUCAGCCGCGCAGUGCGAGGAAGCUGCCAACGUCUGCAAGUGCCAAGGACCUCUCUUUCGAUCGAACACUGGCCAGCAGUCGAGACAAGGCGCCGAGUGCAAGCCGGCCUCCGUCCGCGCGGGCGAUAACUCCUAAAAGCAGCAGCCGCCCUUCGAGUGCGACCAAUCUAUUAAGCCGACCACCCAGCGCGCUCACUCUCGCCAGUGGCAGCCGUCCACCAAGUGCACGCGACGCAACACCGCCCGCACAGAAGGAGGCGACCGACGGGGACGCGAGUUCACCCCCGAGCUCUGCUUUGGCCACACCACGCAGCGACGCUGUGAGCCCCAAGCUUGAGUCGGCGGCCACGCGAGUACAAGCCUACUUUCGAGGCUACUCGGUGCGGAAAAACCAAGUCGGAAUUGCCCCGCCUUCUGACGACGACGACGACGACGAUGAAGCGCCGCCUGCAGAAUUCAUUCCCGACACGGAGCGACCGAGCGAUGCCAAGGCAGCAGAAGAGGACCCGCCGACUCCAUGGCCGAGUCCGUUGACCCUUGAGUCGUCUCUCGACGUCUCGCAGGACACGACAGAGUCGGUGCUCGCGGCGGGUAGCGUCCGCGUCCUCGUGCUGACGUGGAAUCUUCAGGCGCACAAGCCUCCACCGGACCUGUCGCCACUUUUGCGCCCCGGGACGUGUCACAUAUACGCGAUCGGCACGGAAGAGUGUGUUCAGACAAUCGCCAAGUCGGUGCUCUUCCAGUCCAAAAAGGAGUGGGAAGACAAAAUCCGCGCGACGCUUGGGCCAACAGAUUACAUCAAAUUGCGCAGCCACGCGCUCACGGCGAUGCACAACAUGGUAUUUGUACACAAAAGUGUCCUUUCGCUGGUCACGAGCCUCGAGUCGGACGCGAUCGCGACCGGGAUCGGGAACCAGCUCGGCAACAAAGGCGGCGUCGGCAUCGGCUUUCAACUCGGCCUCACGCGCUUCGCCUUCAUCAACGCGCACUUUGAGGCGCACCAGUCACAACACGCUCUGAAGCGGCGCAACGCCAACUUUGCAAAAAUCAACGCCGAGCUCCGGCUGCUCCCUGUUGCGUACUAUGAGACAUCCCGCUGCGACGACCGAGUCGGACCGAUCUCGGAUGUCUUUGACCGCGUCUUUUGGAGCGGCGACCUCAACUACCGCAUCGACGGGACACGGCGCAUGAUCGAAACCCUCCUUGCGCGUGACAUGCACAACGUGUUACUCGCGAACGACCAGCUCACAAAGGAGCGCGACGCCCAGCGCGUGUUUCAGCGCUUCCACGAAGGCCCGCUGCAUUUUCGCCCGACGUACAAGUUUGACAAGGGCUCCGACGCGUACGAUACGUCGGCCAAGCAACGAAUACCGUCGUGGACCGAUCGCAUACUUUACGCCACGCUCCAGCCGAAUACGAUCCAACUACGGUCGUAUGAGAGCCACACGGAGAUUCGAACGUCCGACCACCGCCCCGUCUCGGCUGUCUUUGACGUCGCGUUCGCUGGCCACGAACCGCAGUUGCAUGCAGCGGCCAAAUCCAACCAAACCAAGAGCGAAGUGUGCAGUGUGCAGUAGACAACAACAAGGUGUCACAACUCGCGUAUU